This is a messenger RNA of Drosophila rhopaloa, 3944 nucleotides long. RefSeq lists its product as uncharacterized. Gene Ontology annotation, biological process: transmembrane transport; monocarboxylic acid transport. The record is from RefSeq and is a predicted model, not a curated record. The transcript is spliced from 6 exons. Bases 747 to 3338 code for a protein of 863 amino acids. Gene Ontology annotation, molecular function: monocarboxylic acid transmembrane transporter activity. NCBI's taxonomy places the organism in Eukaryota, Metazoa, Arthropoda, Insecta, Diptera, Drosophilidae.
CAGACGCAUCCGCCGAAAACCGGGCAACCAACGAAGAGUCUUCACGAAGAAAGGAUUUUGCAAAGGGUUUUCCCCACUCAAAGAAAGUGUUGGCCAGCUUCAGGGAAAUUCAAGACGUAUUAUCGGCAGCUUUAUCUACUUAAGAAGAUCCAUUUGGACCGUGCGAUUGGGUAAACUUAAUACAAAAGACUUCAGCUGGAAUCUGGCCCCAUAUAGCCAUAUCGAUUUGUUCCAAAAACUGCAUAUUCGCCAAAGAGUGAGUGAGAGAGUGCGCUUGUGCUGAAAGCGGAAACGGAAAGGGGCGACAAGGAAGCGGAAGCGGAAACAGCUGCUGCAUAAACAAAGGCAAAUAGGGAAACCCAUCGAGCUGUGUCUUAUCAAAAGCAUCAUGACGCCCGAGCAGCAAGGAUAUCGCCCCUAGGAAACCCAUACAAGUUCCUCAAGGAAGCCCCCCAAAAAAAAAGGGAAGUAUAUCAAAUUCGAUCAAAAAUACCCAUCAAGACGAACCCGCAAAGGAUUCAGUGCCAAAGGAGCCGGGGCGGCGGCAGAACCAGCAGUAGCAGUAUAACCAAUUUGGGCCAACCGGUGAAGGCCCGCGUACGUCAGCUCUUCAGGAUUUUAAGGACCCAAUCCAGAGGCAACCCAAUGCAUUUGGGUGCACAACAACAACGCCCCAAGCAACAACAACAACAGCGCGAGCAACAAGAGAAACAUCAAAGGCGAUUUACGUUUAGUAAAGGACGCCAAUGUCGUCCCUACAGCGUGACUGGCAUUUACAGGGUUCCCGGGGAUCGGUUUACUGCGCGAGUGAACCGGACCCAGCUGGUGGAGUCCAGUACGAGUCGGGAGGGCGCCUUCUCGACACGAAUCCGGCUGAGGGCUCCGGCGGAGGGGCGGGCGUGGGCGUGGGCGUGGCCGCCGGUGGAGUGGGCGGUGGCCUCGAGUGCGGCUCCCUGUUCUCGGUGGUGUCGGCGCCACCGGCCCCACUGCCCGACAUCGUCGUGCCCACCGAGCUGGAUGGCAAGCACCUGGAGGCCAUGGGUCUGCCCGCCGCCUUCCGCUCCGGCUGCUGUUCGCCCAGCGCCUCCCCGAUGCGACGACCCGCCACCCUCAGCCUGGACACGCCAUGCUGCCCGAGGACCCUGCACGCCAGCCUGCUGGAGCACCACAUCUCCGAGCUGGAGGAGGACGACAACGAGAACCUGCUGACCGUGUCCAGCAUCACGGCGCGUCCGCUGAUCGCCAAGUCGCACGAGCUGCGCAGCAGCCGGAAAUCGGGUUCCGGAUCAGGAUCUGGUUUGAACACGGCCCGGAGCAGGUGCGUCCGCCGGGCCAAGGAGCGGGAACGGGAUCGCGUGGCCGUUCCCAAGCGGAGCAAGCCGGUGGCCAAGGAUCGCGACUCCUCGACGACCACAACGGAAAGUGGUGGCGGCAAUGUGGAGCCACCGGAUGGCGGUUACGGUUGGUUCAUCGUCUUCGGUGCCUUUUCCGUGCAAUUUUGGGUGGCCGGACUGGUCAAAUCGUACGGCGUGCUGUAUGUGGAGAUUAUGGAGACGUUUCCCAGCUCCACGGCCACGGUGGCCUCCUGGAUCCCGGCGAUCCUCUCCGCGCUCUGUCUGGUCCUCGCCCCCUUGUCCAGUGCUCUGUGCCAGCGAUUCUCCUGCCGGGCCGUGGUCUUCGUGGGCGGCAUCUUCUGCGCCAUGGGCAUGAUCCUCAGCUAUUUUGCCACCAGUCUGCUGCACCUGCUCUUCACCUUCGGCAUUCUCACAGGAAUUGGUGGAGGACUCUCGACGACUCCUGGAAUAGUGAUAGUGUCGCAAUACUUUGACAAGCACCGCGCUUUGGCCAAUGGGAUCUGUGUUUCGGGUACGGCGGCUGGUAGCUUCAUUCUGCCCGUGCUGAUAAAGCACCUGGUGGACAGCUGUGGCUUCCAUGGCACCAUCCUCAUCCUGGGCGUCUGCAUGCUGCACGUGUGCUUCUCGGCCACCCUGUAUCGCCCGAUCAGUGCCUACACGGAUCAGGAUUCGGGUCAGGGCCAGGAGGAGACCGCGAAGCCCCUGAACGAGGACAUCAACCCGAGCACCACGGGCAUCCUGACCACCUCCACAUACCUGGACACCUGCGAGGUGGGCACAGGCCACGAGCUGAGCGACAAGUUCAUCGAGCACCUAUUCCUGGAGGAGUCCAAGAACCACCUUAACUACUAUGCGAGCAAACAGCCAGCACAUGACAAAUCGGCUCAGGAGAGCGACGACGAGGUGAAGGACAUCAUUGGCGAGACCACUUUCAUUAAGCCCAUGAAGAAGGUGCGCAGCUCCGGCUUGCUGCACUCUGUGGAGGAUCUCAGCACGGAUUCCACCUGGGUGUACCGCAAACACUCCGGCACGGAUUCGAAUCGAGGAAGUCGUCGUCGGCGCAACGUUUUCGCCAACGAUGAGGUCAUCUCGAAGAUCCAGGCCCACCUGGAGAAGCCCCUUUCGCCGCCAAGUGUGGUCAGUCGAGGAUUGAGCAAGAGCAUGGAGAUUCCCACGCCGGUGAGUAACCUCAGCGAUCUCAAGCAGCAGCCGCCGGAGCAGGCCGAGAACGGGAUCCUCGACUCCCAGCUGGUGGAGUCCAUCGAUGGCGACUGCCAUGGCGUCGCCGAUGAGGAUGACGAGGACGACGAGGAGCAGGGACCACGCACUUGCUGCGAGCGCAUCGAGAUGUACCUGGACAUCAGCCUGCUGAAGGACCCGAGCUUCAUCCUGAUGUGCCUCUCCGUCACCCUGAUGUCCGUCGGGUGUCCUUACAUGCUGUACUACCUGCCCGCUCACGUCAUCUCCAUAGGUUACAAUAAAAGCGAGGCGGGUUACCUGGUGGCCAUUAGCGCGGUUCUGGAUUUGAUUGGUCGCCUGGGACUGGGUUGGCUGUGCGACCUGCAGCUCUUCGAUCGCAAGAAGACCUACACCUUGUGCAUUUUGGGCGCCGGAUGUGCCGUGCUCACGAUUCCCUUCGCCAAGACUCUGGUUCUGGUUGGUCUGUCGGCUGCGGUCUACGGAUUGUGCCUGGGCAGCUGGUAUGUCCUGAUGCCCGUGCUGCUGGCGGAUGUGUUUGGCACGGACAGGAUCAGCUCGAGCUACGGACUGGUGAGGAUGUUCCAGAGCAUCGGGGCCAUUUCGGUGCCUCCGCUGGCGGGGCUGAUGAGGGACCUGUCCGGGGACUACGAGAUCUGCUUCUACUGCAUGGGAUCCUGCAUGGUGCUCGGCUGCACGCCGUUGGUCGUGUGGUCCAUCCUGGAGGCCCGAAACCACCGGCUGUUCGUCCAGCGCGAGGAGGAGGAGGACUGCGAGGAGGCCUAGGAAUGGGUGGUUGGACAUUAGUUGGUUGACCCAUUAGUUAAUCGUAUUUUAGUAGCGAUCAAAUACUAGUUGAGUUCCUGAGUUUCAGAGUUCGAAUGCCUCACCGAUAUUGCUGAUUCUACCAGUUACUAUUAAUACUACCCGAAACGUUCUCAUCCUACUCUUAUCCAAACCAUGCCCACUCGCACCCAAUCGCUUGUUAUCCUUCGGUUGAGCAAACAGCAAACGGAUGUGUGAGAUGAGAUUCAAACGAAGAAACCAAAAACAACCAACCAACAACUGAGCACCAAAAGUUGCGCAAAAAGAACUGAGUUAAUAAGACAUGAACUACAAAUACCCGUAUAUAACUUUAUAAUAUGAUAGUUACGAUCAUGCUCUGGCCAAUGGGACUUGCAUGGCAUAUUUCCAUGCCCGAUUAGAUGGUUAUAUAGGCCGACUAUAGUUCUAGGUGUCGCAUGCCCAUAUCAGAACGGACCCAACGCGUCGCAGGAAAACAAAGAGGGGCUACAUAUAUAGGCAGAUCGGAGGCUUGACUACUGAACAUCGCAUUACAUUACCCUAGAGUUAAAAUAGUUGUUGUGAGACAUUUACCCAAAAAGAGAAUUA